Molecule: messenger RNA, 1283 nt
Organism: Lactuca saligna
Lineage: Eukaryota; Viridiplantae; Streptophyta; Magnoliopsida; Asterales; Asteraceae
Source: the annotation of a GenBank genome assembly
AUGAAUCACGAAAGCCACCGUCGGGAGCUACUCCAUUUGCCUGAUCAUGAAAGCCAUCGUCGCUUCAGAUCUAAAAUUGUCGUUGCUUGGGGCUUGGAACCACCAUAUGAGGUUUCAGAUCGAGCUCUAUUGGAUGUUGAUUAUAAGUUUCAAGAAGUGUUGGCAGUGAUAUGUGGUGGUGUAGGCGUUGAGAAAGAAGAUAUGGAAGAAAGAGGAACCAUUCACAACCUCAGAAGCAAUCGAGCUGUGCUCGAGAAAACCAUGGGAAGUGAAGGUGCUGAUCUGUUUGUGAAGCGAAAACCAAGGAUCCUUUGCCUCCAUGGAUUCCGAACAAGCGGAGAAAUCUUCAAAACUCAACUGAAGAAAUGGCCGGAAUCGGUUCAUGAAAAGGUCCAGUUCUUCUUCCCUGAUGCGCCGUUUCCAUGUAAUGGUAAAUCUGAGGUCGAAGGGAUUUUUGACCCGCCUUAUUACGAAUGGUUCCAAUUCAAUAAGGAUUUUACGGAGUAUGAGAAUUUCGAUAAGUGUCUUGAACAUAUCGAAGAUUUAAUGAUUAAGCAUGAGAUCGAUGGUUUGAUGGGAUUCUCGCAGGGUGCAAUUUUGUCAGCUGCCUUGCCAGGACUGCAAGCUAAGGCAUGGGCAAAAUUGAAAAAUCAAACAUGGGCUGACAAGGCAUAUUCGAUCCCCAUACAAUGUCCUUCUCUCCAUUUUUUAGGGGAAGCGGAUUUUUUAAAACCAUAUGGACUUGAACUUUUAAAAUCAGUUGAAGAUCCCAUAGUGAUUCAUCAUCCUAAAGGCCAUACCAUUCCAAGAUUCGAUGAAGAAGGGUUGGAGAAAAUGUUGAAAUUUAUUGAUAGAGUUGAAAAGAUUGUUUCUAACAAGGAAGAUGAUGUAGUCACACCUUCGGAUGAAGAAUCAACAAUUGCUGCAUAAAUUUGUGAUGAUAAUGGUAUGGUUGUCACUAAUAUAUAACUUGUGAAACCAUAUGAUAUGAUAUGAUGCUUAUUUAUUAUAUAACGAUAGAUUUGAAUAAUUAUUUAUUGAAAAUUCUAUAGCAAACAUCAGCAUACGAGUUGUAAAAAUGUUGGAUGUUAUUCUAUAUAUAUGUAACCGAGUAUAGUUGUCCCCCUAGAAUAUGACAUAAUAUACUGUUAAAACUAAUAAAUACCGUGACAUUUGCCUUUAGUAUGUAAAGAUAAAAUGGUUAUUUAGUCAUAUUCAAACUUCUUUUUCCUCGCAAUUCCUUGGUGUAAAGUAAUAUUUGUAAACAUUUUACAACUUUGGGA